Molecule: messenger RNA, 3852 nt
Organism: Notodromas monacha
Lineage: Eukaryota; Metazoa; Arthropoda; Ostracoda; Podocopida; Cyprididae
Source: the annotation of a GenBank genome assembly
UAUUCCCACAGAGAAGAGAAGCAAUUGAGUGUGCACGAAAACAUGUCCGGGGGGAGAGAAGGUGACGUUUUAGUGCCGUACGUAAAGAGAAAGCCGGGUGCCUGCGGAAAAUGCGGGUCUGGGUUCUUCCACGCCGAGCUUUGAAGCGUUCCUUGCGCUUUAGCAAACGGUUCCUUGGUUGUUUUCGCAACAUGAGUCAGGACCUGUGUGAACCGUUGCUUGAGUCGCCGCCCUCAAAGCCUGGGCCCUACAGUGCGACGGACAUCAUCCAGAUGAUAAACAUCCGAAAUGCGAAGCUGGUUGCGAUACUGCUUAUAGCUGGCUUCGUUUUCUACCACGGGGCUUUGCACGUGACGUAUGGGGCGGAUUCGUGCAAAUGGCUGCUGUCGGAUGGCAGGUUUCAGGGAAACAACGUGUGGCAGUCGUAUGGUUGCAUGAUGCACACUUACACUCCAGCAAAUGCUCAGAUGUGCAUGGAAUACCUUUCUUUCCUUCAUCAGAAGAACAAGAUUGUGUUCGUGGGCGACUCCAGAACGCGGGAUCUGUACUUUCAAUUCUUGCGACACUUCGGAUUCAAUGAGGAUGUGAGCAACUGGAAGCGCGAAGAGCGUCACAAGGAUCAUACAUUUUCUGCACACAAUCUGAAUCUUGAGGUUCACUUCAAAUGGCGACCAAUCGUCAACGACUCUUGGAUCCAGAUGAUUGACGAGUUUUAUCAUGAGGAGCCAACAUUGACCAUCGCCAGCGCGGGUUCUUGGCAAAUGAAGAAGUCAAAUGGAAGCGCAGACGGUCUCAUGGAUUUUAAAGUAUCGUUCACGUCGUGGGCAGCAAAGGCUGAUGAUUACCUGGCAGCUAAACCGAGAGCGAGGUUGAUUUGGUCGUUGCAAGAUCCCGUAGAUGCCGAGAAUCUGGAACCUUCUCGUCGAAUGGUGACGAACGAAUUGAUAGACGAGUAUAAUAUGGCUGCAAUGGAUAUUCUCAAAGCAAAUCCGAGGAUUUGGGUGUGGUCCAGUGCACGUCUCGUAACGCAGGGUAUGAUGAGUGGGGGCUCCGUGCACACGGACGGACUACAUUUGAUCAACGCUCCGAAGAACAUCCAUGUCCAAAUGCUUCUCAAUUUGUACUGUAACGACAAAAUGAAUUACGAAGAUGGCACGUGUUGCAGUGCCGCCGACAAAGUGACAGUUCUUCAAAAAAUAACUUUCGGCUUCUUCGGUUACUGUUUCUUUGCGUGGCUGGCAUCUUCCAUGUGGAAGCGAAUGGAAAGGCGUAGUCGAACGCCUACCACGAAUGGGAAUGUUUUGCCAAGUACCGGUAAUUGUGGACUUCGUGCCUCUGGAAGGGAGGACAAUUUGGAGAAAUUCAUCAAAGUACACGGAGCGUUCCUCCGGUUCGGUUUGAUCUUGGUGUACGGUUUUCUUUGUGACCGCACGACUUUCUUCAUGAAGGACAACAAAUAUUUCACCAACUUGAACUUCUGGCUUCCGUUCGGCUACCUGUUCGCGCUAGGAAUUUUUUUCACCGCGGAGUCGAAAUUCACUCAGGUAUUGCAUCGUGACCAAACAGACGAAUGGAAAGGCUGGAUGCAACUAGUGAUCCUCAUUUACCACAUGACUGGAGCUAGUCGAAUACUUCCAAUCUACAUGCACAUGCGAAUCUUGGUCUCUGCUUAUUUGUUUCUUUCGGGAUUCGGUCACUUCACGUACUUCUUCAAAAAAGGCGACUUUGGGCUGUCCAGGUUCUUCCAAGUGAUGUUCAGGAUGAACUUCUUGGUGUUCGGGCUGUGCCUGAUGAUGAACAGGCCGUUCCAAUUUUAUUAUUUCGUACCACUGAUCUCCUACUGGUAUGCCGUCACGUACGUUGUGUUCGCCCUGCCGCCACGUGUUACCGCUAUGUCCUGCGAUGCCAAACCGUACAAUUAUCUUUACGUCGUCCUUAAGCUCGUCGCGAUGCUGGCGUUUUCUUCCAUUUUGUACACCUCUGAGGUAUUUUUCGAGAGAAUUUUUGUGACGAGACCGUGGAAAGCCUUGUUCGUGACUCCGGACGACGACAUUCAUGAAUGGUGGUUCCGAUGGUCCUUGGAUCGUUAUAGCAUGGCGUAUGGUGCCAUUUUCGGUUUAGGCUACCAUCUAGUACACAAGUACCAUCUCGUCGACGAUUCGAACCACAGCAACCUCUGGACGCGAGGAUGGACGCUCGCUUUUACGCUGCUCGCCACACUCGGCAUGGGUGCCUACACGACAUUCACAUUCUUCUGUCGCUCAAAGCCUGAGUGCAAUGAAGUACAUUCGUAUGUAGUGUUUGUUCCCUUGCUUGCAUUCGUUGUAUUGCGAAAUGUAUCCGGCGUUCUGCGGACGAGGUACUCGACGAUGUUCGCAUGGUUCGGAAAGAUUUCUCUGGAGCUAUUCGUGGGUCAGUUCCACAUGUGGCUGGCUGCCGAUACACACGGUGUAUUGGUGCUGGUUCCCAGUUAUCCGGUUGCCAACGUGCUCGUGACCUCGUUCAUUUUUGUUUGUCUCGCACAUGAGAUUCACCGUGUGACGGAGGUACUGACGCCCUUGCUUGUUCCGAAUGACUGGAAGCCAUUGCUGAGAAAUUUUCUGAUUUUCCUUUGCAUAUUGAUUCCAAUCGGAAUCCAGGAUGGGAUGUUUUGAAGGCAAUUUUUCCUAUCAUUCUUGAAAAUUGAUGGCAUAGGGGAGGUGAACAGGUAUUGCACAUCGUGUUGCCGUUGGAUGACGUGCAGUGUGUUCUGCGUUCAGUGUCACCUUUGGUUGUUCUGGUGUGCCAUCUAUUGCGAAAGCACCUGGAAAUUAGUGCACCGCCAGAAGAAAUCUGCGUUAAUGGAGUACAAAUUUCAAGUUUAGCUCUCGUUCGUGUAAUGCCUUGGUUGCUUGUAUCGAUGAGGAUAAAUCUUGAAAAUUCUUUUCCAUCCACAAAAUUACGAGUGUAAAUGAAAUUCCUUUUUUUUUCGUAUUCGGUUAUACCCGUUUCUCGACGGCAUUUUAUGAUGCCGUUUUGCAAAUGACGAUAGUCAAUUAACCUGGGGGUUUCUUUCCCAUUAGUUACGAGCAGCUAUUCUUUAUGAUAUCCUUAGAACUGUCAUUGCGUGAACGUCUGGGAACGUAUCUUUCGAAGUAAUCAGUUAUAUUUCUCGUACGUAUGAACGGUUUUCUGCUGAGAGAAAUUCAAGUUUUUCCCGGCAUUCGUUUUUUUUUAAGGUGAUGAGGGUCUUGUGUUCCAAGUUUGAAGCUCUUGAGAGAGAGUCCACAUGCUGUGCACGAACAGCUUUUUUUCACCCUAGUCAUCGAGAAGAAAAUAUUUAGGCGUUGCAAGAGCUUUGCGCGUGGUGUGGGAACCUUUCUCACGGUUCAUAAUUUAAAUGUAGGGUUGUUCAAAGUUGAUCCCAGUUUUAUCGCGUUUGUUCGUGGGAACGGGCCGAGGGAUCCCGAUUGAUGUCAGGUGCUGUGAUGUUUCGCUGGCCGCACGAUGUUUUUAUUUUUUACAAGUCUUGCGGAAUCAUUAUUUUUUCGCUUGAUAGUUCGGGGUGUUUUCACGAAUGCUUAAGUUUUUCUGUAAACGCACUGUGUUGCCGGUUGAUUCUGAAAUCGAAAUUCGACGCGAAUGAAGAAAAAAAAAGUAAUACUCGUGGUUUUGUCGAAGUGUCGCGUCUCACCUGCGUUUUAAGAUUUUUUUGGCCCUCUCGUCGUUGAUACAAUGGUUUUUCCAUCACUAUUGGUUUCAUGGUUGGUGUGUCUUUUUGACGCAAGUGAACGUGAUCGACUUUGUGUGCCAUGAGUAUAAUACCUGUCGUGGGAAUUACCGCAACACGAUCACCAAAUGGCAUUCCAUAAA